Messenger RNA from Prorocentrum cordatum, 1251 nucleotides. The record is from the annotation of a GenBank genome assembly. NCBI's taxonomy places the organism in Eukaryota, Dinophyceae, Prorocentrales, Prorocentraceae.
CCCGAGAGCCCGUCUUGGGAAGCUUCCGGGGCUCGGACGCGUCCGCUUCAUGACGACCAGGGACUCGCACCCGGACGUGUACGUCGCCACCGCGCACCGCAUGUUCUUCGCAAAUUUCGUGGGCGGCGAGGGCGGGGAACCCACCCGCGACCCCUUCGGGUGCGCCGACAACGACGGGCACAACACCGACAGCGUGGACGGGCUCAUCAACGUGGGUGUCGUCAGCCUCAACCAGCUUCUGGUGGAGGCGGCCGAGGUCCAGCGCGGCUCGAGCCAGGGCCAGCGCGGCUCGAGCCAUGCCGCCGCGGAGGACGCGGCCCUCGUGGGCCCCCUGCUCCACGACUGCGUGAACGUGGUGCGUAGGUCGAGCGUGCUGCCCGAGGUGGGCCUUCAGUACCAUCGGCUGCUGCGGAAGCUGGUGCUGGACGGGACGCCGCUGCGCCCGGCCAUCGAGGAGCUCGUCGACGAGUUCUCGGGCGCCCUGCCCCUGACCCGCCAGAAGCUGGAGUCGUUCGCGGCCAGCCGGGGGGACCACGGCGCCAGCGACCCCAUGUCGGCGUGCUACGUGGGGAGCAACUGGCCCGUCACGCUGCUCCUGGCCUACAAGUAUCCAGUCAGCCUGGAGGAGGCGCUGCUGGCGGGCGCCAACGCUGGGGGCGAGAACACGAACCGCAACGCCCUCCUGGGGACCAUCCUCGGCGCGGCCCUCGGAGGCUCCCCGGAGGGCUGGCGGGAGGUGGAGAAGUGGCGAGAGGGCCUGCGGGCGGUGGACGAGCUGGAGGGCGAGAUCGAUACCUUCGUCGAGGAGGUGCUCCACAGCCAGUCCAGGGGCCACGCCCGACGGCGGAGGCAGCGGUGAACUGUAGGGACGGCGGCGCCGCAGCGAGAGGGCCUGGCCUGCGGGCGACGGGGACGAGCUGCAGGGCGCGACCGGCACCUCUCGCCGAGGAGGUGCUCGAUCGCAGUCCAGCUGCCCGGGCCCGGCGGCGGAGGCAGCGGUGGGCUGUCAGUGCUGGGCGGGGCGGAGGGGGGUGGCGCCGUGGCGAGAGGGCCUGGCGCCGGCGGGCGGCGGGCGGCGGGCGUCGUCCCUCUUCGUCUCUCCUGUCUGCACGGCGCCGUGGCCUGGCGCGCGCUCGCCGCCCUGGCAGCGCGGAGGCGGCCGGGAGCAGCGCGUGCGCGCCGCCUCGGCGUGGCGGCGGCGACGCAGGCGCGGGCGCGCUCGAGAGGCCGGGCGUGCCCCUGGGCGGCCUG